GGAUGGCUGGCUUGUGUCUCAGACGCCACACAGGGAACCAACGCGAGCGUGUCGGACGACGUACGGCGCAGAGGGCCACCAUGACCCCUGCGGUGACCCCGGAGACAAGACCUCCACCCCCCCACCGGACUGCUAAUAAUCGGGCGUGUGCCGCAUCUACAGGAUGAUUGACAGCUGCUCCUCCUGAACCCCAGGAUGCCUGUGGUGCCAGUGGGCGGGGCAUCCUCCUCCCACCACGUCGUACCCGUCGCCCUCACCUGCUGCUGGCUGCUCCUGCUCUUCCACGCCGCCUUUGGUCAGAAACCCGCCAAGCUGCCUCUGAUUGGCCGGAAGCCCUUCAUCGCCGCCUGGAACGCCCCUCUGGACAUGUGCACCAUCAAGUACAACGUCACCACCAACGCCAACCGCCUCUUCCACAUCAACGGCAGCCCGCGCGCCAACUGGACGGGCCAGAACGUCACCAUCUUCUACGCCAACCGGCUGGGCUACUACCCCCACUACACGCCGCAGGGCGCCGCUGUGCACGGCGGCCUGCCACAGAACAGCAGCCUGGACCUGCACCUUUUCAAGGCCUACCAGGACAUCAACCACUUCAUCCCCUCGGAGGACUUCCGCGGCCUGGCCGUGAUCGACUGGGAAUUCUGGCGGCCUCAGUGGAGCCGUAACUGGCACAAGAAGGACAUCUACCGCCGCAAGUCCAGGGAGCUGACCGCCAAGGCGUACGUCAACGUGACGGCGGCGCAGGUGGAAGAGCUGGCACGGCGGCGGUUUGAGAAGAGCGCCAAGGCGUUCAUGCAGAGGACUAUCCAGUUGGGGACACGCCUUCGCCCCAACGGGCUCUGGGGUUUCUACCUAUACCCGGACUGCCACAACUACAACCUGCACGAGGAGAACUACACGGGCUUCUGCCCUCUGCUGGAGAGGCUGAGGAACGACGAGCUGAUGUGGCUGUGGAACAGCAGCACGGCGCUCUUCCCCUCCGUGGCCAUCAGGAAGAGUCACACCAACAGCAUCGGCAACCUGCACUUCUCCCAGCACAGGAUCCGAGAGUCGCUUCGCAUCGCCUCGCUGACCUCCAGGGAGUACGACCUCCCCACCUACGUGUACCUGAGGCUGGGCUACCGAGACGAGGCCCUGGCCUUCCUCACCAUGAAAGACUUGAUCCACACCAUCGGAGAGAGUGCUGCUCUGGGAGCGGCGGGAUUCGUCAUCUGGGGCGACCUGAACCUGACCUCGUCCAGGCAUAACUGCACCAAGGUGAAAGCCUUCCUGAGCCACCGCCUGGGCCAGUACAUCACCAACGUGACGCGAGCCGCCGAGGUCUGCAGCGACUUCCUGUGCCAGGGCAAUGGCCGCUGCGUCCGCCGGGACCCGCUCGCCCGCCACUACCUUCACCUGAGCGCCGACAGCUACCACAUCCGGCCCUCCGGCGACGAGGACUUCGCCGUCACCGGGUGGCACUCGCAGCACGAGCUGCAGCUGCUGGCAGAGAGGUUUCGCUGCCACUGCUACGAGGGCCACGAGGGCGAGCGCUGCGACAGCAUCAACAAAGUGAGGGAGGACGACGGGCCGUGGGGUGGGGGGGAGGAAGAGGACGAGCAGGAGAGGCGGAGGACGGAGUGGGAGGACGAGCAGGGUGAACGGUGGGAGGGAGGGCAGAGUGAGGCGCCGCUGACCGGCUGCAGCUUCCACCUCUUGUUGCUGAUGCUCCUGUUGAACUUAUCGUUGGGGACGCGGUCGUAUGAUGCACUCUGACAAAACAAAUAUUGUUAAACACAGCUGUGUACAGAUGUUACCUUUCAACACACAGAAUGAGGAUUUGAGCCCAGGAUGUUACUGUUUCAGCUGGUGCACCACCAGCACCACCCUCUUUAAGAGACCAAACAUUGAGCAUUAUCAGUAAAUCUAAACCAUUUGUCCCCGUUUCCAGACCCCUGAAUCACAUAGUUCUGGUGUUGUGCUCAUAACAGCGGUUUCGUCCGUUUACGUCACUCCGGGCUUCUUCUUUAGAGAAACUUCAGCUGAUCGACACACAUCAACACUCAGCUGAGGUCGCUGCUGAGCGGAAGAAAGACAUUUUAAAUGAACGGGGGGGUCAAUGUGAAAUGAAAACAGCUGCUGUGUUGAAAAAUAACGCGUUUAAAACAAAACAAAACAUGGCACUUCCUUUUAGAGCAGUGUGAUGGCACUUUACCCCGACACACACACACACACACACACACACACACAGGGAUGUUCACAGUUCAACCAGCUGAACUGUAUUUGACAGUCUGCACUGCCUCUUCACCCAACAAUGCAUAUCUUCUCCCAGGAAUGUUAGGUAGUAAAUGAAUACGCUGUUUGUUAAACUGUGGACUGAGUCAACAUCCAGCAGAGGAGCUGAGGAUCGGAGUGAAGGGAUCAUGUUUGUUUCUUAGGAGCUAAAAGGGUUUGCGUGUUGGGAUCGGUCUCGCUGGAGGAUGAUCCUCUGUUUUGUGGAGACGCAACAACAAACCAAAAAAGGGUGCUACUGUCCCACAAAAUAAUCUCUCCUAUUUCACACUUGGUCUGUGGUGCUUCUGAAGACAUAUUUCUGAUGGCAUGUUUUAACAAUAAGCUGUUAUUUCACUUGGCAUUAUACAUGAAGUGUGUAUUGUUUUUGUGCAUUAUACUCUUGUACGUAUUUUAUGUCAGAAAACGAGUCUGUUAGGACACGCCGUGCACGUGUUGUAGGUGCUAUCGACAACAUAUUAUAUAUCUGUAUCCUUUCUAUAUAGAUAUCAGUGUAGAGGAUCAGGUUUGUUUUACUCUAUAGAGGUUGAUGUUACUAUAUCUCAGUCCAGAGGAAUCAAAUCAACAGACUGUAGGUUUGUGUAUAAUACACUGAACAGGAUGUAAAAGACGACACAUACCGUACCUGAAUGUGACGGUGGCUCUCUGCGGUUCCACUGUUUUUCAACGCCCACUUUGCACCACAGAAGAAUCAUCUGGUGCAAAGUUUUGAGAGAAUAUGAAAAAGAAAGCUGACUAAUGCUGACUGAAUGCAGGUUAGUUUGAUAACUAGGUGAUGCUAAAGUUCGGAGAACUAUUUACACUCAAUGUUUGUUUUCUUCCCCAUUUCUGGAGCUUUCAAUCUUCCUCAUCAGCUUCAGAUGCUUGAACUGGAUCAGAAUUUAAACAACAUGCCUUUUCUAAACCCGGUAUCGCCAUCCUGUUCAGUUCACAGACUUUUGGACUGAACGUCUCCUAAAGAAUUAUGUCCUCAAACAACUAAACUGCAUCCUCAUCUACAUUUUGAGGGAAACCUUUUUAUCUCCUGGAAUCCGGUCACAGUUUAAGACGUUAAGUUAGUUAACGUUGUAAAUUGAAACAAAAGUGCUUCAUUAGGUUUGGUUAAACAUCAGGGUUUGGCUUAAAAUAAAAGUAAAAAUGUCCCAAACCCGUCAUGGACUUUGAUUAGAAAUGUAUUUGUGAAACGUUUCUUUCUGCAAACCACGAAUACGAUGAAUGUGACAUAGUUUAAAAUUAAAUGUAAAUCCAACCAAUAGCUCUUGAAACAUUUCAGAGAAAACCACAAAUGUCAACCUCAUGGUGGCGCUAUAGGAAAAGACAGGAACACCGAAGUCAGUAGGGUUCAUCCUCUGGGAACAAUAAACGUCUGCACAAAAAUGUUGUAUUGUACAUUUUCACAUAUGGUCAGAGUAAGUUACGUUGUGCUACUCGCGCCUAUUGAAAGUUAUGUGGUUUAAUAACAAGACAGACCACUAAGACACGGGCGGGUCAAAUGAAAACAGAGGACUUUCACACAGGAGACCGCUGUUCAUGUCCCAUAUGAAACCAAAAGUCAACGUUUACUUUACAUUUGUUCAGCAAUGUUGUUACGGAACAUUACGAAAGACAGUUCACUAUCGACGGCUAUUUAUUUACACUAGUUACGUUGUUACACUUGUUACCGUACGUUGUUGCAUUAUUAUUUUAACAGUAACCCUGAUCUUUUUCUGAAGUAGUUUUGAUGCCUAAACCUAACCAAUUGUUUCACACUUAACUGCGUGUCAUUGUGAGUUUCUGCCAGCGUGAUACACGGCUGAUCUGAAAGAUAUUUUGGGUUUGGAAACAUGGACUUUCAACAUAUCUGCGGUUUGUACAGACGCAUAACGCCUAAAACUGUUCUGGCGGCUCGGUUGUCUUUCACCGUAAGAUGGUUGAUUUUUUUUUCUGUGGCAGCUGCACACAAAUAUCUCAAUAAUAUUUGUUAAAAAGGCCUCGAGAGAAACUGACUGGAACUGGAUAACUGUUUAUAACACAGAGAGCAUUAUAACUCAAACCACAUCCAGAGCAGAGGUGGACCUGAAACCUGGUUUGGGGUCUGUUGUGUUUCUGGUCUUUGAAGUUAAACAUGUAGCAUCCGUCGCACAUCUCUGUCACACUGAUCCUGGUUGAAACUGAAUCUGUACAUUCAUCUCAAAACCAGCCUUCAGGUGAAGCCCGGGUCUCAUGAUGCAGUAACUGUUUCCUGCACUUUGUAUUGUAAUUUUUUUCUUCUGAAGAUUGUAAACCAAAUAUGCAACAAGGACUAUGCAACACAUGCAAAAUGUUACCUGAAUGUAAAUGCACUGCAAAUAAAGACUUCUCUUCA
Anarrhichthys ocellatus (wolf-eel) is the source of this 4615-nucleotide messenger RNA. RefSeq names its product hyaluronidase 4 (gene hyal4). The record is from RefSeq and is a predicted model, not a curated record. Bases 196 to 1755 code for a protein of 519 amino acids. The transcript is spliced from 4 exons. Gene Ontology annotation, biological process: hyaluronan catabolic process; carbohydrate metabolic process. Gene Ontology annotation, molecular function: hyalurononglucosaminidase activity. Lineage: Eukaryota; Metazoa; Chordata; Actinopteri; Perciformes; Anarhichadidae. Gene Ontology annotation, cellular component: cytoplasmic vesicle.